Molecule: messenger RNA, 3784 nt
Organism: Cydia fagiglandana
Lineage: Eukaryota; Metazoa; Arthropoda; Insecta; Lepidoptera; Tortricidae
Gene: mnd
Product: large neutral amino acids transporter small subunit 1
Exons: 5
Coding region: 485-1972 (495 amino acids)
Biological process (GO): amino acid transmembrane transport
Cellular component (GO): membrane
Molecular function (GO): L-amino acid transmembrane transporter activity
Source: RefSeq, a predicted model, not a curated record
ACCUUUAAUGGAAUAGUAAAGUAGAUGUGCGUAACGUUGAACGUUCGUGUGACGUGCAUUUUCAUCUGAUAACUAAACAAAUAUUACGUCCUGACGUACAAGUUAUAAAUUAAAAGAAAAUGCAAUCGAUCUCCUGUUUCCUUUGUAUAAUUUACGGUAGAGUGGAUUUUUACAACUAUUAAUGUGUUGCAUAUUUUAACCUGCAAAUAGAACAUUGUGUGUAGUUAAUCAUUAAUGUUCGUGUUAUCAGCUGUGGUAAAGCCUGACCGCUACUUUAUCAAUUCAUGGCGUUUUUAUGGUGUCGCUCGCACGUGGUGAUUCCCGCUCAUUCGCCGUCCGGCCCGCGCCGGGUGAUGCAAUGUUUGUCUGACGCCGCUCAGUUUUUCAGAAAAAUUUACAUUAUGAUUAAAAUCGCGACGCUGUAACCACGUGUUCGGAUACUGAGAGAGUUGAUUUGUUUACCGUGAUAAAUUAAACGUUUAAAAUGGCUAAAGUGUCGGCUUCGGAAGGACUGAAACCGAAGGCGAUGGAGGUCGGCGGGGAGUCUGGAGAAGCUGACGGGUCGCGCGAAGGUCUACACUUGAAGAAGGAGUUGGGCCUGAUGAACGGGGUGGCUAUUAUCGUGGGGGUGAUCGUGGGUUCUGGGAUCUUCGUGUCGCCAAAAAUGGCGUUGAAGUAUGCCGGCUCCAAGGGCAUGGCCCUCAUCGUCUGGAUCCUCUCGGGCUUCCUCUCUAUGAUCGGGGCUCUGUGCUACGGAGAGUUAGGAACAAUGAUCCCCAAAUCCGGGGGAGACUACGCUUACAUCAGCGAGGCCUUCGGGCCUCUCCCGGGCUUCCUGUACCUAUGGGUGGCGCUCUUCAUCCUCGUGCCCACGGCCAACGCCAUCACGGCCAUCACCUUCGCAGAGAACAUACUGAAGCCCUUGUGGCCCGUCUGCGACGUUCCCAAGGCCGCCUCCAGCCUUAUAGCUGCAGUCCUUACUUGUUUUCUUACAAUUAUCAACUGCGGUAACGUGAAAUGGGUUACGCGGCUGCAAGACUCGUUCACCGCCGCCAAGGUGCUGGCGCUGCUGCUCAUCUUCUUGGCCAGCUUGGUGCACCUGUUCCACGGCCACACCGAGAACCUCGAGGGCAUGAUGCAAGGAACCAAGACCGGGGCCAGCGAAAUUGCCAUCGCGUUCUACUCGGGCUUGUUCUCGUAUUCCGGAUGGAAUUAUUUAAAUUUCGUGACGGAAGAAUUAAGGGAUCCUUACAAAAACCUCCCCCGUGCCAUCUGCAUAUCGCUGCCCGUCGUGACCGCCGUGUAUGCCCUGACAAACGUGGCAUUCUUCGCCGUCCUCACCAACGCCGAGAUCCUGUCAUCGGACGCCGUGGCCAUCACCUUCAGCGACAAGAUCCUGGGAUCCUGGGGCUGGAUAAUGUCGCUGUUCGUGGCGCUGUGCACGCUUGGCUCGCUGAACGGAGCUAUAUACGCGUCUUCUCGUCUGUUCUUCGUGGGGGCUCGGGACGGAAACUUGCCGUUGGCGAUAUCGCUCAUUGAUGUGAAGAGGUUAACGCCUGUGCCAUCGCUUUUAUUUAUGUGCCUGGUAACGCUAGUGAUCCUGGUGUGGAACGACGUGGAAGCGCUAGUGGUGGUGGUGACCGCUGUCGAGGCGCUCUUCAUACUGUGCAGCGUCACCGGUCUCCUGUGGCUGCGAUACUCCCGCCCUAAGGCCACACGGCCCAUCCGAGUGAGCCUCAUACUUCCCUGCGUCUUCUUUAUUGUCUGCACCUUCCUAGUAAUCCUCUCCUGCUUCGCACACCCGAAGCAACUCGCCAUAGGUCUCUCCUUCACCCUACUCGGCAUACCCGUCUAUUUCAUUUUCAUAAAAUGGCAGAACAAACCACUCUGGUUCCUCAGGGCAGUACACAGCUUUAACACGGCUACUUCUAAACUCUUUCUCUGUUUACCAGAAGACUCGAAAGAAUUAUGAUCAUUCGAAAAACUGACUGUGAGUGUGAUCUAUUUUUUUACGUGCAUUUGUGUUCGUAUUGAACUGUAUUAUUUAUUUUAAGUUAAUGUUGAGCUGUUAUACAAAAAGAUCUGUAGCUACGCUUCUUUAUAUGUUUACUUAGGAUUAAGUAUGUACAUUCCGUCAAUUACAAAUUGACUAAAAUUGCUAAUUCCUGUGCAGUUGUGAACCUAGCAGGUCAUUUUUCAAAUUAGCCUUACUCGUAGAAUUAUGAUCAUUGAUCACAUUUUAAAGCCUGCCUAUAGGUAAGUACCUAUGUAUUAGUUAAGCCGCUUUUAGUUUAAAUACACAUCAGUAAUCUCGUAACGUUUUGGGGGAACACGUUUAAUUACAGGAAUAUAAUGUAGCCAAUAUUAUUUAUAUUUAUUAAUUAGAGUAAUCGACUAGGUAUGUUACGAGUUAAUUUGAUGUGUAUUUAAAAAUAUAACGAAAUAGGUAAGUAACAUAAAUUAUUUAUAUAGUAGGUCCGUUUUCUAAGAUCAAACCUUAAAUUUGCUAUGGCGCACUUGAUCUUAGAAAAACGGGCAGACUAUACAUACCUACUUUAAUAUUACCGAGGCGAAACAAAUGACCAAAUUUUCUUAUCUAUUGUGUUGCCCAAGUUUACUUUUCUACCAGAGCUAAAAUUCGGUACGCUUUAAAUCACAGAACUAGUGUAACCGGCUAGCUAGAGCGGUAAAUGAAAACCAGGUUCUUUGCAGUAAACAAUAAUAAUAUGAAAAUAUGUAAAAUAAAAUAAACUAAUUUCUGUCACUACCUGAACCUAAACCAAAUAAAUAUCGUCACUGGCCUUAACGUUCUUGAAUCCCAUUCUUAGUCGAACCGUACGAUCAACUGUGCCUGCGGGUGCGGGAAUCGGCUUUGGCAACGUAGGCUCCACGCAACAAGGUCCACGGAAAGGAAAGCUUCAGCAGCAAUUAUCCAAAUAAUAAGCAGCAACAGCAAUAAGUAGCUCUUCAAUUUAAAGGUAGAAGAAAGGGCUGGAACAAUCGUAUAUCGUAUGUUCUUAGACUUGUAGUCGAAACCUAACCCAAGCCUUAUUUCGUUACGAGAACCAGUGACGUACAUUACGUACAAAUAAGACUUGGAUUAGGUUUAAUUUCAACAUAAACCUAAACUUAAUGCUAUAUAUACAAUUAUACAAACUUUACCUGCAUUAGUGGCAGCCCUAGUAUUAAACUUUAUCACUAAAUAUAACCAUACAGUCGCAUUAAAAUAAUAAUUACAGAAUUGUGCUAUUCCGACAAUAUUUCCAAAGAAAAAUUUACGAAGGAAAAACAAAAGACGGUGAAACCCUUUUUUAGUUUUUUAUUUCCAACCGGCCAGUGCGCGCGGUGACUGUACAUGCAGGUUUGCCAUGUUACACUAGAAUUUGAAUGUACAUGAGGAAAUGUACACUACUAUUUUUAAUGUACAUUGAACAUAUCUUUGCCUUUGCUCAGUAUCACUCUGACGGUGCUUGGUUUUGAUAUCGCUCUCGUUUUCGGCGUCAACACACCAUACUUACUUAUAAGGUCUAACCUGUAUUUUUAGAAUGCACUGCAUUAUUCUCAUAUAACUAUGAAUGUGCCCACAUAUAAGGGCAUAUAUAUUUUAACCAAUGCCUUUAUAUUUUUAAGUGCCAAUAAAUGUUCUAGCGGGUAAGAAUAAGCAGUUCCAUGAUCACAACCCAGUUCACGUGUGUAAGGCUAUAUGAAAAUUGUCCUAUAACAUUAAAUAAUAUAAAAUACCGUAUGAUUACCUAACUUAUGAAAUAAAUUUACUUGAACAUAA